AUGGUCACUCAACAAAUAAUUCAAGACAAACUUCGCGCUGCAAUUCCUGACUUGUGCAAUGUCAUUGUAACCGAUACCUCUAACGGAUGUGGUCAGUCAUUCGACAUCGCAGUUGUCACGGAUGCGUUUGCGGGGAAAAACAAGCUUCAAAGGUGUCGAAUGGUUAACAAGAUCCUUCAGGAAGAAGUGGCACAGAUCCAUGCUUUUGGAUGUAAAUGCUUUACGGUUGACGAAUGGUCCAAACUGGUGGCAUGA
Messenger RNA from Lachancea mirantina, 255 nucleotides. The record is from the annotation of a GenBank genome assembly. Lineage: Eukaryota; Fungi; Ascomycota; Saccharomycetes; Saccharomycetales; Saccharomycetaceae.